Messenger RNA from Penicillium daleae, 1365 nucleotides. RefSeq names its product Oxalate decarboxylase OxdC. The record is from RefSeq and is a predicted model, not a curated record. Gene Ontology annotation, biological process: oxalate metabolic process. The transcript is spliced from 4 exons. The coding region runs from base 1 to 1365 and encodes 454 amino acids. NCBI's taxonomy places the organism in Eukaryota, Fungi, Ascomycota, Eurotiomycetes, Eurotiales, Aspergillaceae.
AUGCACGUUCAAUCUCCGCCAUUCGUGGCUCUGGCCCACCUGGGGCUGCUCCUGGGAGCCUGUGCCAGCCCUGCACCCGAUCAUGCCCUGCAGCAAUUGAUGCGCAUCCCACCGAGUAAUCGCCAAGACGUGUUUGGUAGUCCUCCCCCCUUUAGCCCCGGACAUCGAGACCCCUUCGACCACAAGAUUGACUCGGUCGGCGAGGACCGUGAACCGCUACCGUUCCGUAAUGGCGACGGAGCGACCGUCCAGGGCCCACGAAACAAAGAUCGCGAGCGCCAGAACCCCGAUCUUGUUCGCCCUCCCAGCACUGACCAUGGCAGUAUGUCCAAUAUGCGAUGGAGCUUUGCCGACUCGCAUACGCGCAUCGAGGAAGGCGGAUGGACGCGCCAGACGACGAUCCGUGAAUUACCCACAAGUCGUGAGCUAGCAGGAGUGAACAUGCGCUUGGAUGAAGGCGUAAUCCGAGAACUGCACUGGCAUACCGAAGCUGAGUGGGCCUAUGUCCUCGCAGGUCGAGUUAGGGUCACUGCGCUCGAUCCUGAUGGAGGCAGCUUCAUGGAUGACCUUGAAGCUGGGGAUCUGUGGUACUUCCCAGCAGGACAUCCGCACUCCCUGCAGGGACUGAGUCCCAAUGGUACCGAAUUCCUUCUUAUCUUUGACGACGGCAAUUUCUCUGAAGAGUCUACCUUUAUACUCACGGACUGGAUGGCACAUACGUCAAAGUCAGUCCUAGCGGAAAAUUUCCGCCUGUCUCCUGAGAGAUUCAAGUCGAUUCCGACCUCGGAAAAGUACAUCUUCAAAGGAUCGAUUCCAGACAGUAUCGACAACGAGAAGCCGCCUGGCUUCCGUCAAUCCAAACUUCGCUUCACGCAUCACAUGCAUGCUCAGGACCCGAUUCAUACAUCCGGGGGCCGCGUGCGAAUCACAGACUCCACUAAUUUCCCCAUCUCAAAGACUGUGGCCGCAGCCCACUUGGAAAUUGAGCCCGGUGCACUUCGGGAGAUGCACUGGCACCCCAAUGCGGAUGAAUGGAGCUACUUCAAGAAAGGUCGUGCCCGAGUAACCAUCUUUGCCGCCGAGGGCAAUGCCCGCACAUUUGACUAUAUGGCUGGCGAUGUUGGCAUUGUUCCGCGCAAUAUGGGACACUUCAUUGAGAAUUUGAGUGAUGAUGAGCCACUGGAAGUACUCGAAAUAUUCCGUGCGGACAAGUUCCAGGAUUUCUCGCUAUUCCAGUGGCUGGGAGAGACGCCGAGACGGAUGGUUGCAGAGCACAUAUUUGCCUCGGACCCAGAAGCUGCGAAGGCUUUCUUGAAACAAAUUGAAGGCGCAGAGAAGGAUCCUAUUAAGAAUACUGGCUCUUAG